Molecule: messenger RNA, 4219 nt
Organism: Pectinophora gossypiella (pink bollworm)
Lineage: Eukaryota; Metazoa; Arthropoda; Insecta; Lepidoptera; Gelechiidae
Product: neurogenic protein mastermind-like
Exons: 9
Coding region: 645-2903 (752 amino acids)
Biological process (GO): positive regulation of transcription by RNA polymerase II; Notch signaling pathway
Cellular component (GO): nucleus; nuclear speck; aryl hydrocarbon receptor complex
Molecular function (GO): transcription cis-regulatory region binding; nuclear receptor activity; transcription coactivator activity
Source: RefSeq, a predicted model, not a curated record
AGUAGAGCGACGAGAUGCUAUGUUUCAUUUGUGUGCGUCAAGCAAGCCAAGCAAGUGGCGAGAAGCGUCAUUCUAUGUUUUGAGUUGAGCUCGUUCAAUUGGAUUUUGCAAUGAGGAUAAGAAUUUGUGACUGUUUAUGAAGUUUAAAAAAAUGUUUAAGUGUGACUAAGCAUCCAUUCCAGUGAGAGUUAUGAAUUAACCGGACAUUGCAACAAACUGAACGUUUGAAAGUGGCAUUUACAGUAGUGUCGACUUCAGAAGUUGUCGCAAAACAUUGCCUAACGUGAAUUUUUAUAUAAACAAUUUUGGUCGUAGUUAGAGAUGCAGUACGAAGAAUUUUAGAGAGUCAGCUUAAGUUUUGGAAAGCUGCGACUAGUGGACUGGUGAUUUUGUCAUGAUGAGAAAUGUGUUGAGAGUUGUGAGGACGAGCAGUGACUUUGUGAUAGUGUCAUCGCAUAUGUGGUGCAGCACCUGAGUGCGGGCGGCAGGUUAGCCGAGGACAGGAUGAGGGGGCAGAGGUGAAGUGUGUGUGAGGAGCGAGCGGCGCCACGGUGGAGCACCUGGUGGGAGGCGGCGGCGGGCUGGUGCCCGGCGCCUCGCCUGCGCCCGCGCACCACGCGCCCGCGCCUCAACUGCUGCAGCCCAUGGAGGACAUGAUCCUGCCACCAAAACGACAAGCUGUUGUUGACCGCCUACGACGGAGGAUUGAAACGUAUCGUCGGCGCCAAUCGGAAUGCGUGCCGAGGUUCGACCAGUCGUUCACUGGCGCCUGCGAGCAGCAGAACCUGGAGACCAGCGCGCUGCAGAAGAGAUUCCUCGAGGCCAAGACUAAGCGGCAAGCCAAGAAGAGCGACCGCAAGCCCGACCUGCCCGCCAUCAGCGGCAACUUGCACAGCAGCGUCCAUGUGCAACAAAAAUUCGGAUGCGGCGAUUACGAGCCGCCGGCGAAGCUGCAGUGUGGCGUCGGCGGCGGCGGCGGCGCUGGGGAGGCGCUCACCAAAUUCUCCGUGGAGAUCGUGCAGCAGUUGGAGUUCACGACGUCGGCGGCCGACUCGCAGCCGCAGCAGAUCUCCACCAACGUGACGGUGAAGGCGCUCGCCAACGCCGUCAAAACGUCCGGCUCGCCGCCGCCGCCGCAGCCCCCGCGAGCGCCCACGCCGCUCGACUGCGAGCGCGAGUGCAAGGCCGAGUGCAAGUCCGAGGUGGCCGACGACGAGUUCGUUGGGCUCGACGAGUGCGCCGCCGCGCUCGAGCGGGACGCCGCCUCCGCCUUCCCGGGGCUCGCGGACCUCAUAGGCGAGGACGACGGGGACGACGCCUUCGAGGACCUCAUCACGGAGAUAUCGGAGUAUCCGGAGUUCAUGAAGGACUUCGACCUGGACGGGGGCAAGGCUGCGAGCGCGGAGCCAGCGGAGGGCGAGACGCCGCGGGCGUACUGCGGCGCGACGGGCGGCGAGAUGUCCCCGGCCGCGCAGACGCUCAAGCACAUGGCGGAGCAGCACCAGGCGGCGGCGGGCGGCGACUGGCGCUACCGCGGCGCCUACGCCGGCUAUCGCGCGCGCGCGCCCGAACAUCUGCACAUCCACCAGCACCAGCAGCUGCACAUACAGCAGCCGCACCAUAACCUGCAGGUGUCAGCAGCACAGCACAUGCAGGCGAGCGUGGGCGGCGGGCACGUGUCCGUGGCGGCGCAGCAGGGCAUGUACGCCAGCUUCCAGCACCAACCCUCGCCGCAGCACCACCAGGGCGCUGGAUGCGAGUCGUACUCGGUGUCGCAGUCUCAGAGCAUCAACUUCGGGCAGGUGCUGCGCGCGCGGCCCGCUCCUGCGCCCGCGCAGCCUGCGCCGCCCCACCAGCCGCUCGCAAAUUAUGAUCGUCAAGCAGGCGUCGUGGCCGCGGGCAUCUCCCGCGAGCAACAAGCGAAGAUGUUACAGCAACAGCAACAGCAGAUGUUACGCGCGCAGCAGCAAAUGCGGCCACCGCCGCCGGAGUACAAAGCUCGCUUCGCUAACUCCGGCGUGCCUGGGGGUGUUCCUGGGGGCGUGCCGGGGGGAGUUGGGGGUCCGCCGGGGGGUGUGGGUGGAGCUGGGGGCGCGCGGCGCGGAGCCGCGGCCCCUCGUGCGUUCCCCCCACACGCGCGGCAGUACUCGCCCGAGUGGAGGCACGUACUCAUGCAGCAGCAGGCCGCCGCCAGGCAGCAGUUCCCGCACCACCAUCAAGGAUUCGGCAUGGGCGGCAUGGGCGGUGGCAUGUCGCAGCAGCAGCAGCAACAGAUGCAGCUGCAGCAGGCGCGGCUGCAGCAACAGCAACUGAUGCAGCAUCAGCAACAACGGACGAGCCAACAAUCUCCGAUGUCGCAUCUCAUUAUGCAACAACACCAGAUGAUGAGCGUGCAAGGACAGAUGCCGAAUAUCCACAUGAACCAGUCACAGAACAUGUCGAUGCAGCAAGGCAUGGGCGGCAUGGGACACCAGGGCAGUCCCAUGCAGAACGGGCCCAUGGGUCAGGGAGGCAUGCACGCGCAGCCCAACCCCAUGCAGAACUCCAUGAUGGCACAGAACAGCCCAAUGGGACAGAACGGGCCCAUGCAAGGUCAGAACGGCCCUAUGCAGGCUCAGAAUGGCCCUAUGCAGAAUCAGAAUGGCCCUAUGCAGAAUCAGAGUGGGGGCAUGCAAGGUCAGAAUGGCCCCAUGCAGGGUCAGAGCGGGCCCAUGCAGGGCGGCGGCGCGCUGGGCGGCAGCGACUCGUUCCCGUCGCUGCACACGACGUCUUCCUUCACGGGGCAGCCCGCGGACUUCAACCUGGACUUCCUCGACAACAUGCCUUCCACGGACGCCAGCAACCUCACGGCGCAGGAGCUGCUCAACUCGCUCGACAACUCCUUCCUCAACGACAUCCUCUAAGCCCCGCGCCGCCGCCGCCGCCGCGGACUGGUACUCUCUACUUCCUUCCUAAUUGACCCUUUGUACGGGCGAUUAGAAGCGUCCGCACAGGGCGGUAUUCGUAACACGUUUUUAAGUCAGAACGUUCGAGUUUGCGACCAAUAAAAACGAUCAUGACCAAAGUUUAUCAAACAGGAAUUUAACACCAGAAUUUAAUGGCUAAAAGAUCAUUUUAUAAAUAAGUAACGGAAAUCUUCCAAUCUCUUAAUACUUUCGGAAGCGUUGUUUUAUAUAGACUAUUUAUUGUCAAAAUAUCCAUUUCAUACUAUUUAUAGUUUUAAAAAAAUAUUGUUAUUACUUCUUUUGUAAAUAUUUUACUGUAAUUUUAAGAUGUUUGUUUAAUAUUAUAAAUAUUAUGAUAUCAGUGAAAACAUAAUACCAGGACAAUCACAGAAAUGUUCCCACACGAGUCGAUUCAUAUUACUUGAGAAAUUUUGGCUUUUUUAUUCGCUUCAAUAAUGGACAGUUUUAAUUAAUUGUAGUAUUUAUUUCGGAUAUUAGUACAUAAUAUUGAAGCACAAAAGACAAACGAGUUAUCUAUUUUAUUUACACGCCAUGGAUUUAUUUAUGAGAAGGACGAUAGAUUUGGACAAUAGAUAUAUAGUUUUUAAGUUUUGAAUAUGAUAUUGCACAUGAAAGGUUUAAUUUAUUUCUUGACUGCCUCGGGCCCCGUCGACCUUACCGACCCCCUCUGAGGUCUGAGGCUGCUGUAAGGUCGGUCUCUCCGCCUGAUUAUGGCCCAAUCCAUUUUAUAUUAUAGUGCAAAUGUAAAUUUUUAUGUAAUUACGUUUAAAUUAAGAUCAUUCCCGUACCUAAGAUAAAAGUAGGUUAUACUGUGAUGUCGGUCUCAAUGGUCAAUAGGUAAUAUUAUAGUAUCAAUUAUUAUAAAUAGAUAGAUUAUUGUUAUUGUUAAGGAUCUCAUGUAUCAUUUAGGGAGGGGGGUGCGGGAUUCUGGAAUCGUCUUGUUAUUUUAUUAUUUUGUUCAAUGAAGUCAUUUUUGUAUCGAAAUUUAUCAAUUCCAGUUUCUUUACCAUAGUUUAUAUUAUUCUUGAAACUUGUAGUGAAAUUGUAACUCGGCCUUAUCGAGGCUGAAGGCGCGACGCAACAAUACUGACCAAUAAUAAGGUUUGAUGCAGCUCUCUUAAUAUGUUCAGUGAACACUGAUAUAUAAAUCUAAUUAUUGUGAAUGACAGUAACAUUCCAGAGCCAUUGUUAACGAUGUUUUAACUUAGGACCAAUUUUUAAAUGUUCUUUUGAAAAUAAUAUUGCAUAUUGAG